Molecule: messenger RNA, 1692 nt
Organism: Electrophorus electricus (electric eel)
Lineage: Eukaryota; Metazoa; Chordata; Actinopteri; Gymnotiformes; Gymnotidae
Gene: myd88
Product: MYD88 innate immune signal transduction adaptor
Biological process (GO): toll-like receptor 4 signaling pathway; positive regulation of canonical NF-kappaB signal transduction; defense response to Gram-positive bacterium
Cellular component (GO): plasma membrane
Molecular function (GO): Toll-like receptor binding; TIR domain binding
Source: RefSeq, a predicted model, not a curated record
UUACCAUUUCCUCUUUCUUGGGGCUCAGCGUAAUAGAGGAACAAGGAGUCUCGUGCCUGUUAUAUUAAGUUUUUCUAAAAUGUUUUCCUAAAUAAGGUGCAUUUAGACCUCAUAUCCUAUCACUGUAUUUCGACAGAUUCCAGGUGGAAAAGUGGAAAACGGCUAGCAAACCAUUUUUCACGCAUCCUGCAGAUUUCUGCGCACCAACAUGGCUUCGUCGAUUGACUACGAUGCGACUUCUGUAAUAGCUCUAAACUAUUCUGUUCGAAGAAAACUGGCACUAUAUUUAAAUCCAACAAACACCGUGGCAGCAAAUUGGACUGACGUUGCCGAAAGAAUGGGAUUUUCUUAUCUGGAGAUAAGGAACUACGAACGACUGGAAAAUCCCACUCAAAAACUUUUAGAAGAAUGGCAAACUCGACCAGACGCCACAGUUGGAAAUCUGUUGCGUUUCCUUCAUGAGGUUGAAAGGAAUGAUAUUAUUUCAGAGCUGCGACACCUUAUAGAUGAGGAUUGCCGGAGGUAUUUGGAAAGGCAAGUUCAAGUCCCAGAGGUGGACAGUAGGCAAGAUCAAGGCAUCACAGUGCAUGAUGAUCUCAUGCCGGAGCAGUUUGACGCCUUUAUUUGCUACUGCAAGAAUGACUUGCAGUUUGUGCACGAGAUGAUCAAACACUUAGAGCAAACUGAAUACAAGCUCAAGCUGUGUGUGUUUGACCGAGAUGUUCUUCCUGGCACGUGCGUGUGGACCAUCACCAGCGAACUCAUUGAGAAGAGGUGUAAGAAGAUGGUGGUGGUCAUAUCUGAUGAUUACCUGGACAGUGAUGCCUGUGAUUUUCAGACUAAAUUUGCCCUCAGCCUUUGCCCAGGUGCUCGUACGAAACGACUGAUUCCUGUGGUAUACAAGCCCAUGAAGAGGCCUUUUCCCAGCAUUCUCCGCUUCCUGACUGUCUGUGACUACACCAGACCUUGUACACAGUCCUGGUUCUGGAAUCGGUUGGCCAAAGCCCUCUAUGUACCCUAACCACUACAAAUGUCUUACAUCUAACCCUGUGGUUAUAAGGGGACCCCCACACUGGCUUCUAGAGAACAGGAUGGGGAAUAAUUUUCACAGUUGUUUACAUGAAAAGCUUUCCCAAAUGUCUGAACUGUGUUUUGAACAUUAUUUUAAUGCAGAGUCACAAAAAAGAUCAUUUUAUAUUAUAGUGCCUCCUGCAAUCACACUUUAGCAAUAGCAUUAGUUUGGUAAAAAUAAAAAAUGAAUAAAAUAGAAUAGGCUGACCAUAAUCUGCUCUUUCUCAUGUGGUUCUGUGUACAGCAUCAUAAGACAGUAUAAUAGCAGGGGCACAAAUACUGAGUCCUGGGUAAUGAGUGUGCAGUUCAGGGGGAGUGUGCAGUGUUCAUAACUCUUGCUUCUUUUAGUACUUUUUUAGGGGUUGUGGCUGCUGCGGUUUUGUAUUACGGGGGCUGGUUAUCGGGAGCAGUGGAACAAUGCUUGCGUGUUCUUAUUGGUUGCAGGUUGAAUGAUUUUUUAUAUCGGCACCACUGAAAUGUUAUUUUUUUCUGAUUAUUUAUGUAUUUAAUGAAUAUCAAAGGUGUUUUGCACAAUUUACUUUCCAUCUCAUUUCACCCCUUAUUUCAAUGAAUUAAUGUACUUUUUUAAACUUCACAUACAAUAAAAUAUUCAAAUUCACA